UUGGACAGUAGAAAGACUUUGGGGUUUUGACAUAAAUUCGUAUUUUAUUGUAAGUGGCCGUCACCUGAACACGAUUCGCGACAAUCGGUAACCAAGGACAUGCCCAUUCUUUAAAAGAAUUUCAUCAAGGCCUCGCCACAGGGAUACUUGAUUUAAUGGCACAAAUUAAUCAAUGAUUUUAACCCACACACGAAAAAAAAAACUACUUUACAUAAUUCCUCCGGGAUCAACGAGAGAUUAACUGGUUGAAAAUUUCAACCAGAAAAAGAGUUUUUUUAUUAGUCAUGGAUCCAUCAAAGUUUGAAGACAUGGUAUAGCAAUGGUAUAGCCAAUUGGUGAAUGCGAUUUGCAUAAACCGUUUAUUUGCCACUAGCGUUUGGGAAAUUUGAUUGUUUGACUCAAAACGAUAAGCCACUUUCCGUUUUACUAGUAUCGUUGCGUUUCUGGAAAASMUUGUUAUCCGUAUAARUAUCCUGCAAUCUUGAAAACUGGGAAUUAUGACAGUGGAGAUAUCGGGUGAAAAUGCUACAAGUUAAAUUCAAAUACACGGACAGUGAGAAAUUACGACGAGCAAACAGAGUUGCCGUUGAAGAAAGCCAAGGAUUAUUUCAACAAGUCGAGAAGCUUAACACUCCAUUAUCACAGAAAUGGAGGACAGCAGCCCUUUGCAUUUCGUUUUUCUCAAUUGUUGUUAACCUUGCAUUGGCAGUUGUAUAUCUUGUUCUAUCUUUCGCGAUUCUAAGCCCUGCGGCUUUUGGUUUUGCGUUUGAAGUCAUUCUUGACUGUAUAUCAUCAAUAGUCGUCGUAUGGAGAUUUAUGGGAAAAGAAGGACAUCUAUAUUCAUAUGACAAGGAGAGAARGGCGAGUAUAGGUAUCGGUAUAUGCUUCAUUUUGUCAUCGUUUGCUAUAUCAGCGAAAGCUAUCCAUACAUUGAUAGACGAUACUGAACCUAGACGGAGCGACAGCCUUUUGAUAUUGUCAGCUGCUACCUUUGUGGUACUCUUCAUAGCUGCUUAUAUGAAAUAUGUGGUGGCUUAUAAAGUCGACAGUUAUUCCAUGAGAGUCGAUGCAUUCAACACUACUGCGGGUGGGAUAAUGGCAUUCGCUGUGCUUAUUGCGUCAGUACUCUACGAACAUUCCAAAGCYAUCUGGUUCCUAGACGCUACAGUGGCUUUAUGCAUAGCAUUUAUAUUUCUAGCAUAUGGAAUUAGAAUGAUCAUCGAGAUGUGUAGGUAUAGAGGCACUCCUGUUCCUACUUCCGGCUAACCCUCUCUAAUGGUCUACAUGACCUAAGUGUACGACUACGAUGUACAACUACCGUCAAGAYACAAUCACACAACAUGAAGUGGCUUGAAAUAGUGGCUGGCGAGCGCGUGACCGCCUUUCCCCACUAAACUUUGUUUAUAUAUSCACCCCGACUCUUUGCAAGCUUGUAAAUAUAUCAGCAGCACUCUUGAACUAAUAAAACUAUUUACAUUGUAUUAUCUAUAUGUCAACGUGAUUCUACGACUUUUAAAAGUGCUUUUAUGGAUUUACAAUUUCAAAUGCUCAAUCAUUAUCUCGCUUUGAUACAAAGGCACGGCUACCUUKUAACUUCUUUAAAAUGGASUGUUACGUKUAUAAACUUUAUAUAGAYYYSUCAACAYGUAUACAAGGAACACUUCUCAAGACACAGUGAUAACAGUUUUUUUAUUCAUAUUUUCUUAAAGAAAUGUUGCACAAUCCAUUGUAGAAAUUUGGUUUUAAUUUUUUUUAAUAAGUAAAUUAAUUAACAAUGACUACCUAAAUUAAAUGAUAUAAUGUUGAACUGUUACCUAAUUAUAUUAUUGCCAUUAACUCUUGCCUUCUAUUCACCAUACUCAUUGCCACGUUUGCAGUACAUGUGAAUGCAGUUUCAUCUUGGAGACAACUAAGCUCACAAAGCAAGACUUAUUUUGUCAGUAAGACGAAGAUGCUUUCACAUCACAUACAAGACGUCGAUAGACUUUCAUGUAUGUAUAAUAAUUCUAUUUAUUUUGGUCUUGUGAAGUCGUAGAAGCCAUUGGUAUGUGCACCAAAAUGGCYGCAACGCUUCUCAAUGGCUCACAAUCUUGUUGUCGAUUCCCAACACUUCUGGUUGAAAAUCCUGAUCCCUGAUCCCGUAUAUCUCGUUACUGGCCUGGCAUAUUAUUUUAUCAUUACAUAUUUUUGUCGUGCUAAGAAAACUGAAGAUUAUCUAUUAUUGAAUCUAUCAAUUUCUCCUAACCCCAAUAUUGUAAAUGUUAGAUCAGUGGAAUUCUCAAUCACCCAAAACAAAAACAAAAAAUGUAUAUAAAAAUAUGGAAUUUUAAUAAAAUUGAAUUUUAUGAA
This is a messenger RNA of Exaiptasia diaphana, 2349 nucleotides long. RefSeq names its product transmembrane protein 163. The record is from RefSeq and is a predicted model, not a curated record. Gene Ontology annotation, biological process: monoatomic cation transport; transmembrane transport. Bases 523 to 1266 code for a protein of 247 amino acids. Gene Ontology annotation, cellular component: membrane. NCBI's taxonomy places the organism in Eukaryota, Metazoa, Cnidaria, Anthozoa, Actiniaria, Aiptasiidae. Gene Ontology annotation, molecular function: monoatomic cation transmembrane transporter activity. The transcript has 8 exons.